Chrysoperla carnea is the source of this 1194-nucleotide messenger RNA. RefSeq lists its product as uncharacterized. The record is from RefSeq and is a predicted model, not a curated record. The transcript has 6 exons. Lineage: Eukaryota; Metazoa; Arthropoda; Insecta; Neuroptera; Chrysopidae. The coding region runs from base 46 to 999 and encodes 317 amino acids.
UAAAUAGUGAUUAUAAAGUGCCAUGCAUGGUAUUGAUUUAGCAAUAUGGCCGAACCAAAGAAGGCAUUAUAUUCUACAUGUGUGGCCUGCUUAGGUUUUCUAUGUUUAGUGUUAAGUGCUACAGCUGUUGGACUACCAAUGUGGGGAUAUUUUGAUACAUUACAUGGCGGUGUUGGUGGUGAAAAAGGAUAUUUUGGACCAUGGAAAACUUGUAAACAAUUAUUGUCACGUGAACGAUGUGGUCCAUACGAUUCCAGAUUUCGGACGAGUGCCGUGGUAUAUAUGGCUGGAUGGGCAGCAUUAACGAGCACAAUACUAUUGGCCAUAUUUUGUUUAUUAAGUGUUAUACAAAUAGCUAUGAUUAAUUCAAAAGACAAAGUUGUUGUUAGCUAUUCAUUUGCUGUGAUGGCCAAAUUGGCAUUAAGUUUAUUAGCAACAUUAUUAUGUAUAGCUGCCGCUGUACUAUUUGCCUUACAAUCGGAUGAUCCAGGAUCAAAUGGAUUUCAAAUACGUCGUGGUGAAGGAUUUUAUAUACAAUUACUAUGUAUAAUAUUGGAUUUCUUCUUGUUUAUUUUGGCAUUAUAUGAUGUAAUAUUUACACGUCGACCUGGUGGUGAUCCUACACAUACUUUACCACCGCCUGGAGUGGAUGCUGUCACGUAUGGAAAUCCUGGAUAUCGAGAACGAGGCGGUACAAACAAUAAUGGCGCUGGUAUAUCAAUGACAGACGCAAGCGGCAAACCAUAUGCACAUCGUGCUACAGCAGCAGCAAAUGGUAGCCUAGCUUCUGUGGACACAACAAUGACAACAGCCUCCUCGAAUGGUUCAACAGUUGGCUCAUCAGUAACACGUUCACCACUCCGGUCGAGUUUAAAGAAACCCAGACCAAAAGAGGGUUUAGGUAUACAAAAUCCUGGAUUCUCCGGAACAUCACCAACAUUAUCCAGAAAUGGUAGCACAAAAAAAGUUCGAAUACAAACGCAUAGUACUGAAGUGUAAAAAUUUAUACAUAUAAAAGAUUUAAUAUAUUAUAUAAUUAUCGAUAAAACAAUCAGUGAUUUUAUUAAUGGGACAAAAACGAAAGAAAAUGGUUGUCAAGUACUUCGAUAAACUUGUUGUUAUAUAAUAAAUGUGGGUUGCUCGAUUGUGUAUGUUGUAUAAAAAGAUGUUUUUUAUCACAAAAUGGCAGAAUAU